Messenger RNA from Tetrapisispora phaffii CBS 4417, 1878 nucleotides. RefSeq lists its product as uncharacterized. The transcript has a single exon. The coding region runs from base 1 to 1878 and encodes 625 amino acids. NCBI's taxonomy places the organism in Eukaryota, Fungi, Ascomycota, Saccharomycetes, Saccharomycetales, Saccharomycetaceae. Gene Ontology annotation, molecular function: protein binding; protein phosphatase regulator activity. The record is from RefSeq and is a predicted model, not a curated record. Gene Ontology annotation, biological process: protein dephosphorylation. Gene Ontology annotation, cellular component: protein phosphatase type 2A complex; cytoplasm.
AUGACAAGCAUAUCUACCGAAGAAAACGUCUUUCAUGAUGCCGAACAUGCUUCCAAUGACAAUUCUGAUUUGCAUCCCUUGGAUUUAUUAAUGGAAGAAUUGAAACACGAUGAUACUGCCAAUAGAGUGGAGGCUAUGAGAAAAUUAGAUACUAUUGCUCUUGCAUUAGGGCCACAGAGAACUAGGGAUGAAUUGAUUCCAUUUUUAACAGAAGUGGCACAGGAUGAUGAAGAUGAAGUAUUUGCGGUUUUAGCUGAGGAAUUAGGAGAUUUCGUUCCUUAUUUGGGUGGUCCAGAAUAUGCCAAUUAUUUAUUAGCAGCUUUGGAAAUCCUAGCAUCUACCGAAGAAACAUUGGUCAGAGAUACGGCUGUUGAAUCCUUGAAUAAAGUUGCUGCACAAUUAUCUCAAGAACAUUUACUUCACGAUUUUAUCUCUGUCAUCGAACAUUUAGCCACUGCAGAUUGGUUUUCAUCCAAAGUGUCAUCAUGUGGUAUUUUCAAAUCUGUAAUUAUGAGAGUCGAAGAUGAUACAUUAAGAAAGAAUAUCUUAGCACUAUAUUUCCAAUUGGUACAAGAUGAAACACCUAUGGUCAGAAGAGCUGCUGCUAAAAACCUACCCGAUAUGAUCGAUCUUUUAACUACAAAAAUAGAUUUAUCAACAGAUGAAGACUGGGACUACAUUUCGUCUAUGUUUCAAAAAAUUACUACCGAUAACCAAGAUUCUGUUCGGCUAUUAGGUGUUGAUAUAUUAAUUUCUAUUUUGAAAUUUUUUAACAUUAAAAAAGAUGAUUCUCAUUUGGAUGAUUUAUUGAAUUCCUGUAUAAAAUUAACAGCUGAUGAUGCAUGGAGAGUGCGUUAUGCAAUCGCUAGUAAAUUCGAUGUAUUAGCUGUACAGUUUGUUGAUGAAGAUGAUAAAUACACGGAUGAAUUAUUAAAGCCAUUUAUCCUUUUAUGUGAAGAUAAUGAAAGUGAUGUACGAAAGGCAAUAGCUAAAAAAGUAGCAACAUUUUCAGGAUUAUUACAUGAUAAAGCUAUAAUUAAUUUACAAAUCAUUCCAACAGUACAAAGCUUAAGUAUGGAUGAGGAUGAAAAUGUUAGAGCUUCGUUGGCAUUAUGCAUCACUGAUUUAGUCAAACUUCUAAACAAAGAUGAAGUCACAGAACAUUUAUUACCAUUAUUCUUAAACAUGCUAAAGGAUGAAUUUCCUGAUGUGCGUUUAAAUAUCAUUGGUAAUCUCAAAGUAGUUAAUGAAAUCAUUGGCAUUAAAACUCUAUCCGAGUCACUAUUGCCAGCGGUCUCAGAAUUAGCAAAAGAUAUGAACUGGAGAAUUAGAAUUGCUAUUAUUGAAUAUAUCCCUGUAUUAGCUAGACAAUUAGGAUCCGAGUUAUUCGACCAACAGUUCAGCGAUUUAUGUAUAUCGUGGCUGUGGGACAUUGUUUAUUCUGUCAGGGAAGCAGCCAUUGAAAAUAUAAAGAAAUUAACUGAAAUAUUUGGAUCGGAAUGGUGUAAAGUUGAGAUCACUGACAAAUUAAUCAACUUUGACCAAGAGUUAUUCCAAAAUUUCAUCUACAGAAUUACAAUUUUAACAACAUUGAUCAAAAUAGGAACUGUUAUUGAUAUGGACCCUUUAAAGAAAGAGAUCUUACCAUUCAUUAUCUCAUUAGCACAAGAUGAGGUACCAAAUAUCAGAUUCAACGUUGCUAAAGGUCUUGCAGAGAUAGCAACAAGCUUAAUCAAGAGAGACAGUAAAAAUAAGAAAUUAAUUAAGGAAGAACUACUACCAGUUUUAGAAAAUUUAGUACAAGAUGAAGACGUAGACGUCAAUUAUUUCAGCGAACAAAGUUAUAACAGCUGUAAAGAAAUGUUAGAAACUGCAUAG